Messenger RNA from Haliaeetus leucocephalus (bald eagle), 2874 nucleotides. It is a transcript of the gene FBXO7, whose product is annotated as F-box protein 7. The transcript has 9 exons. The record is from RefSeq and is a predicted model, not a curated record. The coding region runs from base 180 to 1766 and encodes 528 amino acids. Gene Ontology annotation, biological process: autophagy of mitochondrion; positive regulation of autophagy of mitochondrion. NCBI's taxonomy places the organism in Eukaryota, Metazoa, Chordata, Aves, Accipitriformes, Accipitridae. Gene Ontology annotation, molecular function: protein kinase binding.
GGGGCCAGACCGGGGAGGGGGCGUGGCCGGGCGGCCUGAGGCGGUGCCGCGCCAACCAAAACAACGACACGCCCCGGCAGCCCUUGCGCCCGCUCCCCUCCCGCCACCAUCACCAUCGCCGCCACCCGGCGGGGCCCGCUUCGGGGGCGCGAAGGCGGGCGCGGAGACCCGCCGCCGCCAUGAAGCUCCGGGUGCGGGUGCAGAAGCGAACGGCGCCGUUGGAGGUGCAGGGGGCGGAGCCAACGCUGGGGGAGCUGCGCGCGCAGCUGCGCCGGGCCCUGCUGCCCGCCUGGGGGUACAGUUCUGAUACUGAGUUUUCAAUAACAUUGAACAGAAAAGAUGCUCUCACAGAAGAUCAGAAGACCUUAGCUUCAUAUGGGAUUGUUUCUGGUGAUUUGAUAUGCUUAUUACUAGAAGAAGCAGAUGGACAACCCAACCUACCUCCUCCUCCUUCUACUCCUCCCCGACUUGAGAAUGGUCAUGAGCCGUCCACCUUGAUCCCCAACAAAAGUCAGGCCAACAGUCCAAACAAAGAAGGGCAGAAUGAGCAAUCUGAAAACCAGAAAGCUCAAGUGGAAGUUCAAAAGACUGACGAGAGGGCAGGAUCCAGUCUAGAGUUUCCUUCUGGAUUAGUCCCAGAAGAUGUUGACCUGGAAGAAGGUACAGGUUCCUAUCCCUCCGAACCCAUGCUGUGCAGUGAAGCUGCUGAUGGUGAAAUACCACAUUCCUUAGAGAUGCUCUACCUUUCUGCUGAGUGUACCAGUGCCACUGAUGCCUUGAUUGUUCUAGUACAUCUUCUCAUGAUGGAGACAGGCUAUGUACCUCAGGGGACAGAAGCCAAGGCAGUGUCUAUGCCAGAGAAAUGGAGAGGGAAUGGUGUUUAUAAGCUACAGUACACUCAUCCUCUUUGUGAAGAAGGUUCUGCUGGUUUGACUUGUGUGCCUUUGGGAGAUCUUGUUGCUAUUAAUGCAACAUUAAAAAUCAACAAAGAGAUUAAAGGUGUUAAGAGAAUACAGCUAUUGCCAGCAUCCUUUGUUUGCUUUCAGGAGCCAGAAAAGGUUGCAGGUGUUUACAAAGACCUUCAGAAAUUAUCCCGUCUCUUUAAAGACCAGCUGGUGUACUCUCUUCUGGCUGCUGCCCGACAAGCUCUGAACUUGCCAGAUGUGUUUGGGUUAGUGGUCCUUCCUCUUGAGCUCAAGCUUCGGAUUUUCAGACUUCUGGAUGUCCGUUCACUCAUCUCUCUUUCUGCUGUUUGCCGUGAUCUUUACACAGCUUCAAAUGACCAGCUUCUAUGGAGGUUUAUGUAUCUGCGAGAUUUCCGAGAUCCUAUUGCGAGACCUCGUGACACAGACUGGAAAGAACUAUACAAGAAAAAGUUGAAACAGAAGAAGGAGACCCUGAGAUGGAGGCACAUGAUGUUUCUGCCCCCUACACCUCAUCCAAUCCCCUUUCAUCCCAACCCAUUCUAUCCUAAUCCCUUUCCUCCCAACCCAUUCCCAUCAAACCCAAUCUAUCCCCCAAUGAUCAUUGGUGGAGAGUAUGACGAGAGACCAACACUUCCUUAUGUUGGAGACCCAAUUAACUCACUCAUUCCUGGCCCAGGAGAAGCACCAGGCCAGUUUCCUCCUUUCAGACCACAUUUUGACCCAAUUGGUUCCUUGCCUGGAGCAAACCCUACACUUCCAGGACGAGCUGGUCCCAAUGACAGGUUUUCACCUAGACCCAGCCGGGGCCGCCCCAUGGACAUUCGCCGUGCGUUCAUUUGAUUGCUGCUUUUUCCCUCAGUGAGUUUUCUAGUCCCUGAGCUUGCUUUCUAACUGCAGGAGAUUGCAAAUCCCAGGCACUAACAUCUGCCUUCUCUUCAGAUUGUGGCAAGAACAUGUGUGCAUGGUAAUGUUUCAACCACAAAGGCUGGGUUUGUUUUAUGCUCUGGUAGUACUGUACCAUCUGGCACUAAGGUCUGUUUCACGAAGAGCUACAACUUAGAACAGUUUGUUCUGCUUCCCGCCCCCCUUGCCCUUAAUCAUCUGUGAAGUGCUACUUAGAGACCAGAAGGAUACCAGCCAAAUAUUUGCUGCAUCAGAUAAAGAGCACUUUAAAUAUAAAGCCUAUACUUGUCUGUCUUAUUUGAAAAGUUUUAUUAAAUUGCCAGGAAAAAUGACGAUGUGUAAAAUCUGCCUGGCUAAUAAUCUCUAUUGACAAAAACAUCUACCACAUAGAACAGGAUACUACCACUGUUAGAUGUGCGUUCAUGGAAAUUUUCAAACAUGAUAUUUCCUUUUUCCUUUAAUGUUUUAUUAGGUAAAAAGCAUUUUUGUAUUGUUACUUAAUACACAAAGAAUACAGGGAAGGGAUUUUUUUUACAAUGGAAAUAUUAGAACACAGAUCAAUUCGUUUUACAAACAACUGAGUAAAGUCAUGCUACAGUGCAACUUGGAAGUCUGAACAGAAGCAGAGCAAUUUUACAAAGAACCAGCAGCAAAACUUUUGUCUUUCUCCUUGACUUUACAAAUAAGGAGCUGUAGUACAUGGCUGCAUUUACUGUGUGUGAACUAAAACUGGUGCAAAAAUAAAUCUUUCCUCCUGCCUAACUUACUUAAGGAAUUAAAUAAGUUGAUCUGGUUGCAGUGGAAAUGGGAUCACAGCAGGAGAAGCAGAAUGAAUUCUCACUUUACUGCAGUAAAUUCCAUUUAAUUCCAUUACUUAAGUAUCAAAAUAUAUCUUGCCAAGAGGAAAUGUGUUAUAGCACGUUAUGAGCACCUUUCAAGUGUUGCCCUAUUAACUAAUGAGCAACUAACAAGACCACUGUUAAAGUCUGAUGAUACCUGCAGGCUGAUGCUGGAGCUCAAUUAAAGGAAGACCGCAAUGACUAAA